AUUGCAACUAGGUGAUACAAGAUGAAAGCUCUUCUAGACUGUUGAUUGGUUGGUUUGAAUUCCCAGAUCGUGCGCUGCUGUAUGCAGACAAGAUAUUAAUGACAGCAAGAUGGGGUAACAGACACUUAAGCACGGACUACAUGACACAGGGAUAAAAAUAAAAGGUUUUCUAACCAUGAUGGAUAAUAUAUCUGUCAUAAGAAUGUUUUUCCUUUCUGGUUUAAAUGAAACUAUGAACUACCGAAUUGCUCUCUUCUGUCUCACUUUGCUGUGUUACUGUUUUAUUUUGCUGGUAAAUCUUUCUCUUAUUGUGACCAUUAUCUUGGACAAACACCUGCAUGAACCGAUGUAUAUUCUAUUGUGCACUUUUUGUAUGAAUGGACUUUUUGGGGCAACAGGUUUCUACCCCAAGUUUCUCUGGGAUCUGCUCUCUCCUGUUCAUGUUAUCUCUUAUUCUGGAUGCCUUCUCCAGGCUCUAGUGAUAUACUCAUAUGCCUGCAGUGAUCUGUCUAUUCUUGCAGUCAUGGCAUAUGACAGAUAUGUGGCUAUAUGUCGACCUCUGGAGUAUCACUCGGUCAUGUCAAAGCAGAGACUCAUUAAGUUAGUGUGUUACUCCUGGUUUACACCUUUCUGCAUUAUAGCCAUAAAUAUUUUUCUAACAUCUAGAGUAAAGUUAUGUAGCCCACAUAUUGCCAAGCUCUUUUGUGUGAACUGGAUUAUUGUUAAACUUGCUUGUUUUCCAGCUGAGACUAUUAUUAACAACAUAGUUGCAUACAUUACAAUAAUCAUAUAUGUAUUUCAUGGUGUUUUUAUAGUUUGGUCCUACGUGUAUCUCAUUAAAACGUGUGUGAAUUCUAUGGACAACAGGGCAAAGUUCAUGCAAACAUGUGUGCCACAUUUAACCUCCUUAUUCAGUUUUCUUCUAACUAUACUUCUUGAUAUCAUGCUUAUACGAUAUGGUUCAAAAGAUUUCCCUCAAACCCUUCAAAACUUUAUUGCAAUAGAAUUUCUUAUCAUACCUCCUAUUGUGAAUCCUUUGAUUUAUGGGUUUAAAUUGUCUGGAAUUCGAAACAGAAUUCUGUGUUUUGUUAAUAUUAAAUUAAAAUAAUAUAUGUAUAAACUUCACUCCUACAAAUUAAAGAAAUUGUGUCUUUACUUUACACUUGAUGUUGGUAAAAUCCUGAGUGUAUAUUUAGAAUUUGAUUUCAACCUAAAGAUUACAUAUGCUUAAAUUAAAAUGUGUGUUCUCUCUUGGAAAUGUUAAGUGCUAAGCUGAAUGCCUGUUUUGGGAUUUAUGUGUUAGGCUUCUGUUAAAAGAAAAAAAAGAAACGUGCAGAAUACAAUGCAGUGGUAGCAUCUAGUAUGUAUUUGCUUUUUCAUUAUUCUCUGUCUCGGUUUUUAUCUCUUAUAUGUUUUGUAAAACAUGGACUUUUCUGUGUCAGUAAUAAAGUUCAAAGUCAAAAUAAAAAGAAAGAUGCAGGUAAAGCAAUAACGAAAAGCUUAUGCUGUGAAAUAUCUGCAUCAUAUUGUAAAUAAA
Messenger RNA from Dicentrarchus labrax (European seabass), 1537 nucleotides. RefSeq names its product olfactory receptor 4M1-like. The transcript has a single exon. Gene Ontology annotation, biological process: G protein-coupled receptor signaling pathway. Gene Ontology annotation, molecular function: G protein-coupled receptor activity; olfactory receptor activity. Gene Ontology annotation, cellular component: membrane. The record is from RefSeq and is a predicted model, not a curated record. Bases 176 to 1108 code for a protein of 310 amino acids. Lineage: Eukaryota; Metazoa; Chordata; Actinopteri; Moronidae.